AUGGACGACGAGGUCGACGACGAUGGUGUCGGCGAGCUCGUGGCACCGCCGCCGCCAAGCCCCAAGCACCGGCGCGUCUGGUCCGUCGGCGUCGACUCGGCCACGGAGCUCGGGAAGAUCCAGAAGGCGCACGAGAUGAGCUCGCUGCAGACAGAGCUGGCCAAGCAGAGCAGGGCGCUUGAAGAGUCCCAAGAAGAGACGCAGCUCGCGGCCCGCAUCGGCCAGUCGCUCUUGGCGCAGAACCAGCAGCUCGACUACGAGCUCAAGGCUACCUUGUGCCAGGCGACAGCGCGCGCCGACGACGCCGAGCGCCAUGCACGCGUUCUCGAAGCCAGGCUUGCAGAGGCCACGACGAGCUGCCGCGCCGCCGAGAGCCAAUGCGUACACAGCGCAGUCGAGAUCGAGCAUCUCCACGGAGUGCAGGCGGGACUCGAAUCGACGAUCAAGCAGCUUACGCGGGACGCGAGCAAGUGCAAGGACGAGCGCCAGCUACUGACACAAGCCACGGCUCGUCUUCACGAAGAGAACCGAGAACUGCAGGCCGACCGUGACACGCUGCAAACAGCUAAUGGCCGCCUCAUACGAGAGCUCGAGGCGCUUCGCGCCGACCUGACCGAACGACGGGACGCUGCCGAUGCGAGCGACCGCAGUGUCCUCGAGUUCAAGACCAAGCUCGUCGGCUACGACCAAGUCGUCGCCCACCUCGAGGCGUUGCAGGCGCAUGUGCUGUCGACGGAUGUCGAGCUUGCUACGCUACACGAGCACUGCCGGGCCCUGGAAGACGCCAAAGAAGCGUCCGAGCUCUUGGUAGCCGCACUGACCACCGAACUACACACCACCACCGAACAGCUGCAGCAAGAGCGGGUUAUAACCCAAGAGAUGCGCGAGGCGAGUCGGAGUUAUUUGAGCCGUCGCUCGAGCGACGCAAGCGCCUCGGAUGGUCCCGACGUCGCAAUUCUCAAGCAAGGCUCGCUCUUCCACGAGCUCUCACUCGUGCUUGAGCGGGACCGCGCAGAUGCGACGCAGCCCCUUCUCGAUCGCAUUCUGGCACUGGAGACCGAGCUGGCCUCGUACAGAGAGGGCUCCAGCCACGAGACUGUCUCAUCACACGUAAACGAAGUCCGCGCGCUACGGGAGACACAGUACGCGAUCGAGACGGAGCUGCUUCAGGUACAGAAGGAGCUCAGUCGGACCCAAGAGACGUCCAAGCUGUGGGAAGCCAAGUACGUGGCCAAAUGCGCCGAAGCCGAUGAAUUCCGAGUCGAGCUCAAAGGACACAUGCAUGCGUGCGAAGUGGAGCUCGACCAGCUCAUGAAGCAGCGAAGCUCGAUGCAGGACGAGCUCCUCAAGGCGCGACUGCUCUACACGGAGGCCGCCGCCGAGUGGCACGCUCAAAGAACGCUGCACGAAGCGCAGGUAGAGCAGCUUCACGAGACGCUCCGAGCAGCUCAAAGCGAAGUGCAUCAUCUCAAGCUGGACGAGCGCCAUGCGGCUGCUUCGCUCGCAGCCAGCACGCAGCAGCUCUGCGAGAUGGACCGCGCGCUUCGGUUGGCCAAGGACCACGAAGAGGCGCUGAGCAAGAGCGUCGGCCUCUUUCAAAGCAACUGCGAUGCGCAAGCAAGUCGACUGUUGGCGCUUGAAGAUGCGAUGCGCGAUGCAGCCGAGACUCGAGUCAUGCAGGAGCAGCAGAUGGCCGCUCUCACGAGUGAGCUCGACCAGACGCUCGAGCUCUGGCGCGACGAGAAGACCACAAGUGACGGUCUUCGCCAGCGCAUCGAGGAGCUCCACGAAAUGAUGGAGGUGGCGUCACAGCCGUCACCAUACCGGUCACGGCAGUCGAGCAUCGAGCAGCGGCGUAGUUUUCUCAAGCGCGGAUCGCUUUUCCACGAGCUCGCACAGCAGAUAGAGCGGGAGGUCACUCUUGCCCAACGGACGAUUUCCGAAGACGACGAGACCACGCCGCCGUCUGUCAUUGUCGAGUCGCUUCGGUUGCAGCUUGAUGAGCUUCAGAUUCAACUUCGUCGAGAACGGGCACGUGUGUGCCAACUGCAGACGGAACUCGAUGCUGCGACGCCGGCUCCACCAAUUGUGCGCCCGCCGUGGUUCUGGGCGGCCUUGUAUGGCGGGCGCGUUCGCGGGCUGCUCGACAACGAGAUAAUAGCUGCACCCCACGAGUAGGACACUACAUUAUGCAAGUAAAGGCCUAGUCCACUGGGUCGUCCGUCUUUAAUUUCGACGGGCGCAGCGUUCCA
Molecule: messenger RNA, 2252 nt
Organism: Saprolegnia parasitica CBS 223.65
Lineage: Eukaryota; Oomycota; Saprolegniomycetes; Saprolegniales; Saprolegniaceae
Exons: 23
Coding region: 1-2178 (725 amino acids)
Source: RefSeq, a predicted model, not a curated record